Kwoniella shivajii is the source of this 2478-nucleotide messenger RNA. RefSeq lists its product as uncharacterized. Gene Ontology annotation, molecular function: metal ion binding; ubiquitin protein ligase activity. The record is from RefSeq and is a predicted model, not a curated record. The transcript is spliced from 11 exons. The coding region runs from base 1 to 2478 and encodes 825 amino acids. Gene Ontology annotation, cellular component: HULC complex; nucleus. NCBI's taxonomy places the organism in Eukaryota, Fungi, Basidiomycota, Tremellomycetes, Tremellales, Cryptococcaceae.
AUGAACGCAGACCUGAAAAGGGUUCGCGAUAAUGCCAUUGAUGAUACUCCUUCUCCGUCUGCCAAAAGGCGUGUGCUAGGUCACGCGAGUCCUCCCAUCGCUGAUUCGGAAAGUGAUGGGGUGGAAGACUGGAUGAAAGUCGUUGAAACAAAGCGGAAGGAAGCGAUAUAUCGUCAAAUGCUUGAAUAUCGUCGAGCAUCCGAGCGAGAGUCAAAACGAGCCAACGAGGUCGAAGCUCAACGACGAGUGCUGGAAGCUAGCUUUCACGCAGUUGAAUUAUGCUGGAACCAGGUCGUUGCUGCUAUUCGAGAUCUGGGUGGCAAGCAAGAGGUCGGUUUGAAGGAGGAAGAAGUUUUAGAGCCGCUUCUUGACCCUCUAUCUGUCCGACCCGAACUAGAAAAAGCCAUUCAGAGUCGACUACCUCACACCCAACAACUUGUUCGUCGAUUCAUAGAUUUAGCUCACAAGAACGGACAUCGACCUUCUUCAUCGGAUGAUAUACAAAGCCGAUGUUUGAAACUUGAAGCUGAAUCAACUUCGUUACGGUCAAAUACUAAAAUGUUACAAACUCAAAUAUCAUCUCUCACGGAAUCAAGGGAUAGUGCUCAACGGGAAUUAUCAAGAGCACAAAAGUCAUUAGAUCGUCAACGCAUGGAAUACGACAAAAUUGUUCAAGAAUAUAAAGACGAGUCUUCACGUCAAAGAACGAAUACUCCUGGACCUAGUAAACCUAAUGGAUCAGGUCACGCGACCCCCAAUGGUAAAAUCGAAGAAGACGUAAAACCGUCAACAAUUGUCGGAAACGGUGCUGGUCCAUCUGCAUCGGGUGCUUUACAAGAUACCGCUGAACUGGAACAAUUAGCAGAUUCUAGAUUGAACCAAUUGCAAUCGUUGAGAAGUGAACAAGCUCAACUCCAACAAGAAGUAGAUCGAUUGAAAAUACUGGCACAUCAUCCAUCUGAAACAGCACUUCGAGAAUCACCUUUCUUUCAAGUUUACCUCAAUCAACUCUCAACCCAUAUCAAUCGAGCAACUGCCGUUCAAAAUCGAUUCGAAGCCAGCGAGAAGAAACUCGAUGUUCUUCGAGAUAGUAAUCAGGAAUUCCGAGAUGCUGUUCUUGCCGAAGCAAAAGCUGAAUCAGAUGCUUUACGUGCACAAAUCGCUAAGCGGGAUACUGAUCUAGCGAGGCUGAGAGGUCAAAGAGAUGAGAUGAAUGCUGAAUUGAUGGAAAGAAAAGCAAAAGAGACGGAUAAAUUAAAAUAUGCUGAACAAUAUGAAAAUCUGUCUAAAACUCGUCAAGAAAGAAUAAUAUUCCUCAAUUCAGAAGUUGGAAGAUUAAAAGGUCGACUUGCCGCAAAUCAUGGAGCGGAGAAAUACCUUGAAUUCAUCAAAGAAGGUGAUAUAGACGCAGACUACAUCAAGUCAUUAGAGGAGAAAGUCAUUUUAGCUACGGAUCAAAUAACUGCUUUGAACACUCAACUUCAACGAAUAUCAGAUCCUUCUUCGGCUGAGGAGGAAUCACGCAUCGGAAUCGAAUUGGAGGGGGCUAAAAGAGCUUUGGCGAGGUAUGAAAGAGUCCUUGGACCUAAUCCCGAAGCCAGUGAAGAUGUUAGACAAUUGGCUGAACAACUGGAUGAAAGGGAAAAGGAAAGGAAAGGUCUGGAAUUGAAACUAUCUGAAGCUGAAAUUGCUACCAAUGCGUUGUAUACUGAAGUCGAAGGCUUAUCCAAAUUAUGGGAAACACUCGAUCAGACGGUUCACAGUAAAGUCUUCGAAUUGAAAGAUGGAGAAUUGAGGAUAUCCCGUCUAAACACUGAAAAAGCCAAAGCGGACAACAAAUAUUUCUCGGCUAUGCGAGCUAAAGAAGCAGUGGAAGCAGAAUGGAAGCUCGCUCAGAGGACAGUGGAAAAACAAUUGAAAUUGCUUGAAAGGGCUCAGGAAGUUGAACAAAAUUUAAAAAUUCAAAUAGCUGCCAACGAAAAAGGUUUGACUUCAUUGAAGAAUUCUGCAUUGGAAUUGCAGACUCAAUUAGCAUCUACAACAGCUGAGAAGUCUCAACUUGAGUUGAGAUUGCAACAAUCCCAAGCUGCAUUAGCUGAGGCUCAACAAAUCAUGCAUCAAAGGGUAUCAGAAGCUACAUCUGAAAAAGAACAAAGAGCUAAACUUCAAGAUGAAGUUGAGACUUCUUCAAAGACGAUCAAGAAACUCAAAGAACGUCAAGAAGCUAUCUCUACUGCUGAAAGAGAGAAAGAUAUGUCUGCAGGUGAAUGGCAAAUGAAAGAAGAGAGGGACAAAUUAUUGAAACUCCUUCGAUGUUCAUGCUGUGAACAGAACUUCAAACAGCAGGUUAUUGUCAAAUGUAUGCACACAUUUUGCAAAUCAUGUCUUGAAGCUAGAAUAGCGUCUAGACAAAGAAAAUGUCCAGCGUGUGGAUUAGCUUUCGCCAAAGAGGAUAUACAAACUUUAUACUGGCAAUAA